AGCCGCGAUGGGAGUUAACGCAUCCAAGUUUGCAGAGGUCCGUUCACCAGCGUCGUUGCACUAAACAAAGACUUCGGAUUCCUCAAUUUUUUCUCUCUGAGGGAGCUUGUCUGCUUUUUUUUGUCCGAGGCGUUUCUCUCACAGGAUGUUGAGACUAUUGGAAAACCGGGUAAGAUCAUAAAGUCAGUUCUCUCUGAUGAGAUCGACCUCCUCCUCCUCCUCUUCCUCCUCCUCCUCCUUCUCCUCCUCCUCACAACCACCACCACACAAAGGGAACCAAGGAACAAGUUUUUUUUCACGCCAUAAUUUUUAUUUUUUGAAUGUCAUUAAGAAGCAGAGGGGGCUUUUUCAAAGACAAAAUGGAUCACUUUGCAGCAGAGUGCCUUGUUUCUAUGUCCAGUCGUGCAAUUGUUCACGCUCCUAAAGGGAAUAGGGAGAUUAAACCAGAAACCCCGUCCUCCUCUAGGAACGGAGAGGACAUUAAAGAACCUUUGGUGAAAGAUAACUCCUCUCUUUUUGUGGUGGCGCGGAUUCUGGCGGAUUUUAACCAGCAGACUCCCAACAAUGUUGUCGAGCAGGCAAAAAUAAAGGAUGAGAGCAUGCCGAACCUCAUAGAUGAUGGAAACUCUGCCACACCUACCACCAUCUCCGAUCCUUCGCUCAAACAAAGAGGCAAAAGAUCUCGAGGUCGAAUUGAGCAAGAAUUACCUCAGAAAAAGCACAAAUGCCACUAUUCAGGUUGUGAAAAAGUUUAUGGCAAAUCAUCCCACCUCAAAGCUCAUCUAAGGACACAUACAGGAGAGCGACCCUUCCCAUGUACUUGGCCCGACUGCAGUAAGAAGUUCGCCCGCUCAGAUGAACUGGCCCGCCACUACCGCACCCACACGGGGGAGAAGAAGUUUGGGUGCCCACUUUGUGACAAGCGCUUCAUGCGCAGCGACCACCUCAUGAAGCAUGCACGACGCCACUCUGAUUUCCAGCCCGGGAUGCUGAAGAGGCCCCAUGGCGGCAGCAGCGGCAACACCACACGUCCCAGCUCCCUCAGCGACUACAGUCGCUCGGAUGCCUCCAGCCCCACCCUCAGCCCCGCCCUCAGCCCCGCCAACUCGCCUUAAACUGAAACCCAGUCGCACUUUCUGCCUCUGACCUGCGAGGCCUGUGUUUUUGUCCUAACACUUGUGUUGCACAGUUGUCAACAACCCCCCUUUGCUAUUCCUGCGCUUGCUGUGGUGUACCAUACUGUACAUAACUGCUUAUUGGAGUGCAAUUACUUGUGUGAUCCUAAAAGAAGGUAAUGCCUUUCCCAGAUGGCAAUAUUGACAUUCUGUACCAUAUGUCUGUAUUUUUGUAGCUUCUGAUCAUGGCUCGUUGUCCAAUGUAUGUUCUCAGUCAGCGGAACAAGGUUUAGAAGAAGAAAAAACAGACGCCCUGACAAGUCAUAUCAAAAUGGGGUUUUCUUUGAUUUUUUUUAAACGGGUGAGGAGAAGGGGUACACACACACCUCAGGAUUGAAGACAGUUGCUAUUUCUGUAAUACCACAGUACUUCACAGUACUCACAUUGACUGCACAAUAUACUCAUCACUUUACUCUGAAAUUCAACAGGGGUUGAAUUUUACGCCCUGCUCAGGGAUGGCCUUGUUAGCUUGAAAGAAUAAACAUGGGGUAGAGAAACAUACAGUACAUAUAUAGCAGCCUUACACUCAACACAAUUUUGCACUCUUUGUUUUUCUUUGGUCGAGAAAACUAGUCCAGCGGUCAUACGGUCAAUCGUACACAGAACUCAUGUCCUCGUCCUCUGGGGGGUUCAUAUGUAAUGCAAUUGCUGUGUGUUAACAAGAUGAUCCCCAAACCUUCACCUGAGUAAACAAAAUACAUCUGUUCCUCCAUUGCAACGUCAACAUUUAGUUGCCAUUACACUGGGUUAAAUAUGUAUUUAAUUAAACAGCGGUGUGCAUUAUAUACUGCCUGGUGGGAGGAUCAGGGUUAUAUUGGGUUAACAGUUAUACUCAGUUUAAGAAACUGUAUAGCCUUUAAAUAGAGACAGUUAGUUUUAAAGCAGCUGGUGGUGGUUUCUUUUCUUUUUUAAAGUGCUAUAUCAUCAGCCAGAAUUUCACACAAAGGGGACUUUAGUUGAAACGGUGUUUAUCCCUCUCUGAAGCACAUAGGAACAAGUACCAAAGACAAGAGUGAAUGAAAGCUUUCUAUUCAGUCUUGUACGCUUCCCUUCAUUGAGGCGUGUGGCUGGUGGUUGGCCGUAUCACAGGUAGACCCACACAGCCUGCUCACUGCCCACCUCGCGGCUCUGCCUUUUGUGGCCUCCCUUGGGGAAACAGCUGCAUCCCAGAAGAAGGUCAUCACAGCCCGCAGCAGGAGUGCUAACAUGCCAUUCCUGGGGCGUGCUCCCCUGCCCAUCUGGCUCUGCCUGUCCUGUCAGAGAGUGUCGAAGCUCCAACUUAGCCAAAUUGCAUAAGGGGAUUCACAUGUAAGCCAGGCUGUUGGGCAGAGCUGGGCUGGGCUGCGACGUGGUGGAGCACAGAACGCACAAAGCAGCUAUCUGACAUAGACAGACAAGAGAGGGCAGGUCCUGAAAAAAAAGGAGAAGUUUAUCAUGAGCUGAGCAGCAAAGAGGAGACGCCCACAUCUCCUCCUUUCUCCCUCCAACUGUAGAAACCAUGAGCAGAAAAUUGGCUGUAAUUAGCGGGUUUGUCCAACCUGUAGGAUAAGAGAUGGAAGAGAAGUGUAUGAACAACAGUACUACCUAGACAACGCGAGCAGUGUGGGUGGGACGUACCAAACGCCAUUCUAAGCACAGGGAGAAAUCCUCUACUACUGCUGGAGAGUCACAUUUCACAAUGCCAAGGAAAACAUCGCUUCAAAUUCAUAGUAAAAAACCAGAGCUCGAAAACAGCUGCUUUCAACUUCUCUUCACAUUUGAACCAAGACGAACAUAUCAGCAAAGUGCAGCGCACCAGCCUCUCGUCGUCCUCCCUGUGAAGCUCAGAUGUCCCGUGAGAAGGCUGACUUGUGUUUCUAGACAGAUAUGCCUCAAUAAAGCAGGCAAAAGGCACAGGAAACCUUCCAUGGAAGCGGGAACCACUAUCAAAACUGCUGCAGCCCAGCCAGUCUGUGUUAUGCCUACGUUUUCUUAUCAUGCGUCAGCCCUAUGGCCGGAAAGACAGACAAAUCCAUGUAUUUGGUCCUCCGGACUGCUGUCAUCAUGAAUUGCAUGUGCUAGCUUUAUUCUACCAGCGACUCUUGCCCUGCAGUCCAGUGCUUCACACUAUAUGCAUGUUAACAACUGCGCCUUGGAAGCGCUGAGGGUUUUUGAGGCGAUCUGGCAGGUGUAAGUUCAUGAAUGGCCGGCCUUGUCCUCGUUCUCCACAGCAGCCAUCUCUUUUUAAAAUUGUGAAGAAUCAGCUCUGUCACAUCCUCCAGAGAGAAAACAUCCCUUAUUAGGAUCAAAUGCAGUAGUUUCCUCAAAACACCACGUUUAAAAAAAAUUAAAAAGCAAACCUCUGUCGUGUUUGAAUAGUUUCCAGGCUGUAAAAUGACACUUUGAAUGCCACUGAUCAGCAGUUCUUUGUGAAAAAAAAGCUCUCAGAGGCUUUUACAUUUACCAUUUCUGGAAAAACUCACAAACAAACUCUUCAAAUGGCUGUUGAGCAGCUUUUUGCGAUAUCUAUCGACGACACAAUUCUUUUUUUUUUAAAGUCAAUUUUUGACUUGGUUUGUAGUGUAACUUUCUCUUGCAAAAAAAAGAUUCUGAGUAGCUCACCCUCAAGCAGGUUUCAUGAAUCACUUUCGUAAUCCAUAAUCUGUGCAUUUACCUCAGGGUUGACGUCCGCGAAGCAGAUAUGGGACAGUUUGUGGAUUUUGUUGUAACAUCCCCCCCCCCCCAGUGUUUCUGGGUGCUUGGUGCUCACUGCUGGCUAGUGUCCGACCACACUGGAAACACAGGAAUGCCUCCUCGGGGGCCCCAGCUCCUGCCUACAAUGUCUUCAUAACAUCCUAUACAGCCCUGCUAUGUGCCUUAGUAAGCACUGGGCACUCUGGCGCUCUUUUCAGUGAAACGCCCCUUUAAACACCUUUGACCCUUUAGGGUCAGUGGACUUACAGUAGGCAGGAAGCUCCUACCAUCUGAAAAUAACCGACUGUGACAGUGCAAACAUCCCAGUCUAUCCAUCCAUCCAGAAUGUUCCAGUGACAUAUAGGCCUCCACAGGGUCGUAACUUGUAACUUUUACUCUCACUGUAUCAAAUCUACUUGAAUAAUUCAACACAAAAGGCCAUUGAACACAGUUUUGUACAUGUCCAUUUUUACUGUUUUUGCUUUUGUUGUCAAAUAAUUAUUAACCUCUCUGGAGAAAGGUGUAUAGUCUGGUGGAUUUUUUUCGGGUUCUUUUUCUAGAUUUUCCAUUGUCUUCAGGUAAUUUCAGCAUCUCUAUCGUAUAUAUCAGUUUUUUUUGUCUGACUUUUUAAAGGCACCGUAUUUUGUUAAAAAUAACACAUUUAUCCCUGUAAAUAGGGUUCACCUCUUUUAUCAGAAACACUUAAUACUCUGUUUAUGUCAGGAUGCAGGUUAUUCCAUUUAGCUUGUCAUCCAAAAACUCAGACAGUCAGAAAACGAAAGGAUUGUUUGGGGUGAUGAACUUCCUGACCUCUAUGUUCGACAAUUUCCAAUGGAGUGACUCAUUUUCUUUAUUAUUUAGAUUAUUUUGAACGUUUUCCAUAAGAAUAGAGACCACAGCAUUGUGAGUUAGCAAUGUAGUCAUGAUUUUGUAUUAUUGUUUGUCUCAUAAAAUGCUUGUAUAUUUUUCAAAAAUCAUACCUCUUGAAAUAUUUGACUUUUGUUGUACCUUCAUAUCUUUUCAAAACAUCCAUUAUGUAGCUUGCGUUUGCUUGAUGAGUAGCACAAAUAAUUGGUGGUCUUAUUUGUCCAUACUUGAAUGAAGAAAGUAAAAUUAAAAUAAACUAAAAAAAACACUGGGCUAAAUGUUAUAUAAUCAUCCCAUGUUGUCAGGGUCUUGCACAUCCUUGUAGAUUCAAAAUGUAAUCUUUCCAGGAAACAAUAAUAAAACCUUAUUUUUAUUA
Pseudoliparis swirei is the source of this 5091-nucleotide messenger RNA. RefSeq names its product Kruppel like factor 13 (gene klf13). The coding region runs from base 321 to 1115 and encodes 264 amino acids. Gene Ontology annotation, biological process: regulation of transcription by RNA polymerase II. Gene Ontology annotation, molecular function: DNA-binding transcription factor activity, RNA polymerase II-specific; RNA polymerase II cis-regulatory region sequence-specific DNA binding. The transcript is spliced from 2 exons. Lineage: Eukaryota; Metazoa; Chordata; Actinopteri; Perciformes; Liparidae. The record is from RefSeq and is a predicted model, not a curated record.